UUUAUUCAUUAGGGACAAGGAACCGGAGUCCUACCUCUUCCCUGCGCCUUGAAGGCUACUUAUCGAAAAUUAAAGAAAACUAUGAGAAAGCGUAAUUUUCAGGUCCUCCUGUGAUCUCCGUUCGUCCCUGUUCUCGGAGGACCUGGACUCUAUGGUCAGUGAGGAAGAGGGGCCUCGAUUCUGUUGGCGCUUGCGCGCUGCGAGGUGGUGCCGCAUGCGCGGUGGGACUGAGCGAGGCGCACGCUGAAGAGGAUCGGCAGCGGCUGCCUAGGCGGAGCGAGUCUGAUCUCUGCACUUACGGAGCGCGGCCCCGGAGCCCACAAUAGGAUUCACACGUAUAUCUCAGAAUGCCGGGUCUGAGUUGUAGAUUUUAUCAACACAAAUUUCCUGAAGUGGAAGAUGUAGUGAUGGUGAAUGUAAGGUCCAUUGCCGAAAUGGGGGCUUACGUCAGCCUGCUGGAAUAUAACAAUAUUGAAGGCAUGAUUCUUCUUAGUGAGUUGUCCAGAAGGCGUAUUCGUUCUAUAAACAAACUCAUCCGAAUUGGCAGGAAUGAAUGUGUGGUUGUCAUUAGGGUGGACAAAGAAAAAGGUUACAUUGAUUUGUCAAAAAGAAGAGUUUCUCCAGAAGAAGCAAUCAAAUGUGAAGAUAAAUUCACCAAAUCUAAAACUGUUUACAGCAUUCUUCGUCACGUUGCUGAGGUGUUAGAGUACACCAAGGAUGAGCAACUGGAAAGCCUGUUCCAGAGGACUGCUUGGGUCUUUGAUGACAAGUACAAGAGACCCGGAUAUGGGGCCUAUGAUGCAUUUAAGCAUGCAGUCUCAGACCCAUCUAUUUUGGAUAGUUUAGAUUUGAAUGAAGAUGAACGGGAAGUACUCAUUAACAAUAUUAAUAGGCGUUUGACCCCACAGGCUGUCAAAAUUCGAGCAGAUAUCGAAGUGGCUUGUUAUGGUUAUGAAGGCAUCGAUGCCGUAAAAGAAGCCCUGCGAGCAGGUUUGAAUUGUUCUACAGAAACCAUGCCCAUCAAGAUUAAUCUCAUAGCUCCUCCUCGGUAUGUAAUGACUACAACUACCCUGGAGAGGACAGAAGGCCUCUCUGUCCUCAAUCAGGCUAUGGCUGUUAUAAAAGAAAAGAUUGAGGAAAAGAGGGGUGUCUUCAAUGUUCAAAUGGAGCCCAAAGUGGUCACAGAUACAGAUGAAACCGAACUUGCAAGGCAGCUGGAAAGGCUUGAGAGAGAAAAUGCAGAAGUGGAUGGAGAUGAUGAUGCAGAAGAAAUGGAAGCCAAAGCUGAAGAUUAACUUUUGGGAAACAAAGUCCAAUUUAAGGAACACAAAACAGCCCUUCCUGGCUAUAAACCCUAGACUUAAAAGUUUUCCAGUAUUGAAAACUUCACAGCUGAAUAUUUUUUAUUUCCAAGUAUUUAAAUGUUCUAACAGACCAAAACGUGAAAUGUCCUAAAAUGCCAGCUGUUUUCACACAGUAACUCCAUCACAUUGAGCAUUUUUUAAGGGAGUGGCCCAAUUUCACUAGAGCCAGAUCUCUAAACUAAGAACAGUCAAAAUUGGGCUUUCCAUUUCUGAUGUCCCUAGAUUGACACCUGUUUGUAGUUCAGUGCCUCUGUGUAAUUUAUCAGGGGUACCCAAAGCAAAUGGUCCCAACCUUUCUAUAUAAAUGUAUCAAGCAAACAUUAAAUAAAUUUCUGGGAUAUUUAACUAUAGGCUUCUUCCUUCUUGUCACCAGUUAAAACCAUUAUGAUUACUAAGACCCUAAUUCUAUUCAUUUUAGUCUAGCUGUAGAAAUAUAAGGGCAGGUGUUCAAAGGAUCUAUACAACAAGGAGGGCUUAGAGAAAAUAAUUUGAACCACAGUGAAAGUUAAUUCUUAAGGGGGAAAGCCUUAAAAUGCAAUUAAAGGAUUACAUUGGU
Molecule: messenger RNA, 1920 nt
Organism: Myotis lucifugus (little brown bat)
Lineage: Eukaryota; Metazoa; Chordata; Mammalia; Chiroptera; Vespertilionidae
Gene: EIF2S1
Product: eukaryotic translation initiation factor 2 subunit alpha
Exons: 8
Coding region: 348-1295 (315 amino acids)
Cellular component (GO): eukaryotic 48S preinitiation complex; eukaryotic translation initiation factor 2B complex; eukaryotic translation initiation factor 2 complex
Molecular function (GO): ribosome binding; translation initiation factor activity; RNA binding
Source: RefSeq, a predicted model, not a curated record